UGCCUGUAAACGAUUUCUUUCUUUGGAAUAUAUUGAUUAUUAACGAAUAAAGCCCGGAUAAAUCAGUAAUAUAAUGGCAACGGCAAUAAAAGAUCGCACUAUUCCUACUAUGGAUACUUUGGUUAAAUACGAUAAUCCAGUCUUAGUUACAGUCCGUCCAGAAAAGGCACCUAAAGAACAAGCACCCAAAAUCGGAGUAACAAUCUGUAAAGUUGAAACCACUAUUCCUACGCUUGAUACAAGACAUGAAACUUCUGAAAUUCUCAAUAGAAUUUUGCCACCCAAACAAUGGGAAGAGGAUGGUCAAGUUUGGACUCAAAAAAUAUCAAGUAUACCAGCAACAAGACUAGAUGUUAUUAAUUUACAAGAACAUCUAGACAUGAAAUUGCAACAAAGACAAGCAAGAGAAACUGGCAUUUGUCCAGUACGUAGAGAACUUUAUACGCAAUGUUUUGAUGAAAUAAUACGCCAGGUGACAAUAAACUGUGCAGAACGUGGAUUACUUUUACUUAGAAUCCGAGACGAACUUAAGAUGACAUUAGCUGCAUACCAAACUUUGUAUCAAAGCAGUAUUGCUUUUGGUAUGCGUAAAGCUUUACAAGCUGAACAAGGAAAAGAAGAUUUAAUUGCUGCUGCAGAUGAGCUACAAUUACAGAAGGCUGAAUUAGAAAAAACAGUUAUUGAAUUAAAACAGAAAUCUGAACAGGCUGAAAGGAGGGCAGCUGAACUACGGGAAGCUGAAGAAAAAAAGCACAUGGAAGAAAUACAAUUUUUGAAAAAGACAAAUCAGCAACUGAAAGCACAGUUAGAGGGAAUUAUUGCGCCAAAGAGAUAAAAUAAGCAUAAAUGAUAAUGCACGAUAAAAGAAGAUACAUUAUUUUUUAUGAAUACUUUCAAUUCCAUUUAUUUUAAUUUCGUAAUAAGGCCAAUAUAAAAACGUUAAGAUAUUUUAUUUAUUUUCUUAUUUCUUGAAUUAAUUUGCACUUACAUAUAUCUUUCGUUUACAAAUCUGUUGAACAUUGUAAGACGUAUAAAUGUUGUUCAAUAGAAAACAUAGAUAAAUAAAUACAUUUUUAAUUUGUCAACAUAUAGUAGUACCACAAAUAUUAUGGUAAUAGUUGUAUGAAAUGUUUUUUGUCAUAUUGUAUAAAAUACAUUUUUUAAACUUUAUUAUUUAUAUAAAUUAGCAGCUUCAGUUUAUUAUUCAAUAUAACCAGAUAUACUGUAUUAUCAAAAUAUAAAAUAUACGUGGCAGAAUGUAAUAUUUCUUUUUAUAAUUAAUUAUUAAAGUAAAGACAAAUACAAAGAUUCCAAAAGUACAUACAAAUUAUGCCUAUUAUUGGAUUUAACGUCGAUGUAAAGUACUUCUAAAAUAGGAGUUUCCAACUGUAAGUUUAUCAUUUAUAAUUAAGGAUAAUACAAGUUCAUAACAUGAUAUGAUUUGUCAACAUGUUAUAGUGUUAAAAAAUGGUGGGAUUUUUAAAAAAUUCACAUUCUAAUUAAUUUAGUUAUGAAUUUAAUUUCAGAGAACUGUUUUAAUAAAAUUUUAUAAUUUGUUAAAAGUAAUUAUUUUAUACGAUAAAAUAUUUUAUACGAUAUUUAACACUAUAAUUAUUACAAUGUUUUCUACAUAUUAUGCUACUCGUAAUAUUACAAAAAGGUUUCAAAUCCUAUUUGAAAAGUGUUUACACUUUAAACCGUUAUAAAGAUAUAGUUAAUGUUGGCACAUUAUAAUUUUCAUACAAUUCCAGAAGAUUAUGCCAAGACCAAUUAUAAUGCUGACAAUAGGCAUUAAACUAUAUAUAACAGUUAUUUGGAAAAAAAAUAUUUUGCAUAUAUUUUUUUUUUACAAUCUUAUGAAUAAUUUAAUAAAUUGGUCCCGCUCCUUUAAUCGCACUUUACACCGCAGUUAAUAGUAUACUUGUCUCAAUUAAUGUUUACUUAUGCUACAUAUUUAAUUUUAUAUGUAUAAUUUGCAAAGAUCUUAAUACUAAUAAUAUGGUCUGUUUCACUGAAGAAUGUAUAUGAUCUAUAUAAAAUGAUAUUUUUAUAUUUAAGAUGAAUCAUCUUACUAUUGCAAACAUAUGAAGAAUACAAAAAGUUAUAUCUAAAACACAAAUAGUAAAACUAUUAUGAUUUUCAAUUUUUUUUACCUGUAUAUGUUGCAAUUUCAACAUAGGUAAAUAUUUUGAACUAUAUGAGAUUACAAAUAUUAUUGGUUUAUAUUACCAGAUAAUAUACCUACAAAGUAUUUAACAUUAUCAUAGAAGUUUUUAUAUAGAAAUUAUAUUUUUUGUAAUCUCACACAUACAUAUUUAUUAGAAGGUACUGUUAUAGUCAGCGAUAAAGAAACAGCAUAUAUUUUAUAUAUUCCGCUUCUUCAAUUGUAGUCGACAUUUUAUUCUUUUAAUAAAGUUAAGAUUUUAAUCUUGCUUCAAAUCUCCGCUAUUUUUACAUCUAUUUGUUACAUAUUGGCUAACUCUUUUUGUGUACUUUUGAAUAUGCGAGAACAUUGUUUAAUCAUGAAAUUAUUGAAUAUAUUGUGAAAUAAAAUAUGUUAACGAUAAAAUAUAGCUAUCGUUAGUAUAAAUAAAUUAAAACAACAAAAUUUUUAAAAGAACGAAAUCAUGAAUAUGUAUAGUAAUAAUAUAUUUUAAACAAUUAAAAAAUUUAAUACUUGGUAUUUAUUACAUUUUAGUGGCAACUUUGACAUUAGAAUGGAUAAUAAACUUUAAAUAAAUUUCUUCCUAAUGAUGAAUGAUCAAAAACUAUGUCGAUAUUUAACAAUGAGAUUAAAUAUAUGUGCUUUUUAAAAUGAAUCUUAAAGUAUAUCAAAACAAUUUUACAUAACAUAUAUAUUAAUAUACUUAUCACUAAAGGAAAAUAAAUAAAAUACUUUACAAACCACAACAAAUAGCUGUA
Molecule: messenger RNA, 2922 nt
Organism: Bombus huntii
Lineage: Eukaryota; Metazoa; Arthropoda; Insecta; Hymenoptera; Apidae
Gene: Dnali1
Product: axonemal dynein light intermediate polypeptide 1
Exons: 6
Coding region: 74-835 (253 amino acids)
Cellular component (GO): filopodium; axoneme
Molecular function (GO): dynein heavy chain binding
Source: RefSeq, a predicted model, not a curated record